This is a messenger RNA of Hypanus sabinus (Atlantic stingray), 1068 nucleotides long. RefSeq names its product prolactin-releasing peptide receptor-like. Gene Ontology annotation, molecular function: neuropeptide binding; neuropeptide Y receptor activity. The record is from RefSeq and is a predicted model, not a curated record. Lineage: Eukaryota; Metazoa; Chordata; Chondrichthyes; Myliobatiformes; Dasyatidae. Gene Ontology annotation, biological process: G protein-coupled receptor signaling pathway. Gene Ontology annotation, cellular component: neuron projection; plasma membrane. The transcript has a single exon. The coding region runs from base 1 to 1068 and encodes 355 amino acids.
AUGGAGGAGCAGCCGCCGGGUGCAGAGGGCUGGCGGGACGGCGCCGAGAACCUGACGGUCAGGCAAAGACUGUUGGAAGAGCUGGGUAACCUGUCCGCUCAGUUCCAGGGUAUCGAGCUUAUCCAAUCCUUCAAACCGCUCAUUAUCCCAUGUUACGGGCUGGUGGUCUUUAUCGGAAUCCUGGGCAAUUACCUGCUAAUCUACGUGAUCUGCAAGACCAAGAAGAUGCAUAACAUCACCAACUUUCUCCUGGGCAACCUGGCCUUCUCGGACAUGCUGAUGUGCGCCACUUGCGUGCCCUUCACCUUGGCAUACGCCUUCGAGCCCCGGGGAUGGAUCUAUGGCCGCUUCCUGUGCUAUUUCGUGUUCCUAAUGCAGCCGGUCACCGUUUGUGUGUCGGUCUUCACGCUAACGGUGAUAGCCGUGGAUCGGUACCGUGCCACCGUGCACCCUCUCAAGAGGAGAUUUACUAUCACAACCUGCGCCUACCUGCUGGUAGCGAUCUGGCUUCUCGCCUGCCUGCUUGCCACACCAGCGCUAGUUCACACCUACUACGUGGAGUUCCCUCAUCAGAGGUUGACCAUCUGCGAGGAGUUCUGGUUGGGUAUGAAGAGGCGCCGCCUGCUCUACGCCUACAGCACCCUAGCAAUCACUUACCUGCUGCCCUUUACGCUCAUCUCACUGUCCUACCUACGCAUCUCGGUCAAGUUACAGAACAGGGUGGUGCCCGGGAACAUCACCCAGAGUCAGGCCGAGUGGGACCGAGGCAGGCGCCGGAAGACCUUCCGCCUCCUGGUGCUGGUGGUGGCCGUUUUCGGUCUGUGUUGGCUCCCCCUACACCUCUUCAACCUGAUCAAAGACAUGGACAUCAAUCUGAUCGACAAGCAGUACUUCAAUUUGAUCCAGCUGCUGUGUCACUGGGUGGCCAUGAGCUCCGCCUGUUAUAACGCUUUCAUCUACGCCUGGUUGCACGACAGCUUCAGAGGGGAGCUGAAGAAGAUGUUCAGCUGGCGGAACCAGAAGGUGGCUCCGACCGUCCACUGCGUCCUGGCCAGCGGGGUCCUGUAA